Molecule: messenger RNA, 3823 nt
Organism: Myxocyprinus asiaticus (Chinese sucker)
Lineage: Eukaryota; Metazoa; Chordata; Actinopteri; Cypriniformes; Catostomidae
Product: trophoblast glycoprotein-like
Exons: 1
Coding region: 510-1652 (380 amino acids)
Biological process (GO): negative regulation of canonical Wnt signaling pathway
Cellular component (GO): plasma membrane
Molecular function (GO): protein binding
Source: RefSeq, a predicted model, not a curated record
AUAGAAUUUUCUGUGGAUUCAGGGAGCGGCGGGAGGAGAAUCACUUUGAACAGCACAAACACAGAGGGUCUAUGAGAUGAAACACGGCACAUAAGACGCAUUUAAGUUUGUGGAUCUACUUUGUCUUUUCAAAAUACCGAGAAAUGUAUUAACGACUGGACAUUUCUGGACACCAUUUAGUCGCGGGAUUGGACACUACAUUUGGUGAAACUUGUGACAAGAAACAUUUUAUCUUCAUAAGAGGACUUGAUAUAGAACAGAAGUGACGAUAAAGAGAAGCUGAUUUGACGCGCAUGAAUAAGACACUUAUUUUAUUCAUGGCUGUUUAGUUUUCGAUUGUAACGGAGGAGUUAAAGGUCCACGGAUAUUUCCCGGUAAGAAAUGAAAGAUCAAAGACAAAGAAAGAUGUAAGACUUCGUGUGAAAGAGUCGUCUGACGAGCACAAACGUUUCUUUAAUCGUUGUGGACGAUAAAUACUUUCCCGCCGUUUGCUCCAACAACGCGCGAAAAUGUGCGAGGUCGAAUUAUCGCUUUUGCCUAAACUUGAGAGAAAACAGCUGAAUAUGUGUAACUUGACACUCUGUAUUUUACUCCUCCUGACAUGUUCUUGCCCAACUUCAUCUUCUUGUCCUGUACAAUGCUUGUGCGAAGUCACAACAGUUAACUGUGUUAACCAAGAUUUGAGAUUCAUCCCACAAAACCUUCCAGAAAACAUCACCACACUUAACAUAAGUGGUAACAAUAUAAGGAAUCUUAACAACACAUCUUUCCCCAGGCCACUGGAACAUUUAACAAACCUUUAUGUGUCUGGAAGUCAAGUGGAGCAAUUAGACUCUGUGGUGUUUGACAACUUGCCAAGUCUUCGUUUACUUGACCUCAGCAACAAUAGGAUCAUGCAUUUUAACAUUGAGGCUUUCCCUCAAGACAACAAGGUUGAGGUUCUGAACCUCAGUAGAUCCUUAUACAAUCACUCAUAUGUAAGUAUUUUUGCAAAUCUUUUCAAACACAGCUUACCUAAGGUCUCCCAUCUCGAUUUGUCCAACAAUGACCUGGUCCUCCUUCCAGAGGGCAUGUUUACAGGUUUGUUGGACCUCAUCAUUUUGGAUUUGAGGAACAACUCCCUUGUUGAAAUUAGCAGUGGCACUUUUCAGAACCGGGCACUGAAAGAGUUGGACUUACGGGACAAUGCAUUCAAAGUGCUGCCAAACUCGACUCUGGCAGAGCUCAGUUCCAUCCCUGACUUGCAAGUCAGUAUCGCAGGAAACCCCUGGCGCUGCGAUUGCAAUAUUGAAGACAUGUUGAUCUGGUUGAAGAGACAUGACAUUGUGGUAGACAUGGUAAACAUGACCUGUUCUGACCCAAUAGGGCUGAGAAAUAGCCCGCUCCUACACCUGGAGCAAUCACAGCUUCCAUGCACCUACACUGGCGAUCUGAAGGGUGUCCUGGAGACCUCCUACGUGUUCCUGGGGAUGGUGCUUGCCCUCAUCGGGGUCAUCUUCCUGCUUGUUAUUUACCUCAACAGGAAAGGGAUCAAGAAGUGGAUGUACAAUAUCCGUGAUGCUUGCAGAGACCAUAUGGAGGGGUACCAUUACAGAUAUGAGAUCAACUCUGAACCACGGCUUGCCAACCUCAGUCUGAACUCAGAUGUCUGAGGAGACAUGGAUUGUUUGCACAACUGGCACACAAUGACUUCACUUUUGCUUUGCAUGAGUAUAUACAUAUAUACUAUAUAUAUAUAUAUAUAUAUAUAUAUAUAUAUAUAUAUAUAUAUAUAUAUAUAUGUAUACAUAUAUAUGUAGAGUUUGCUGUGACAUGCCUUCUUUCUCAUCAUACAGGACAUUAACUGGAUUCUGCAGGUGUCAACCCUGUUUUGCUCGCUGCAGAUUUCAUAUGUGCUGAUGUCUUGCUAUAAUGUUGUCCGGUGAUGCACGAAUCAAGAACAUACGUAAAGAAGUUAGAAUUAUUUUCCCCUUUUUUGAUGGGAUCUCUUGUAUUCGUAUGAAAUGCCAGAGUAACACAUUAAAUCCAUUUGCAAAAUGUCUGAACAAACUAUAAUAUGCAUUUAAUGUUUUAUUUUUUUAUUUUUAGUUAUAGCUUAAUUUGUUUCUUCUGCAAAAAAAUAUUGAAAUUGCCACGCAUGUAUUUAUGUAUUUUUUCACUGAUGUAAAACUAUGGUAAUAUCCACUUUUUUAUGAUUUGUUAUUGGCUUUUAUAUUUACAUUGGCUGGAUAUAGAUCAACGUUAACACUAUGCAGUAAUGUUCCCUUUGUUAAGGGUUUAUAAAUGGGUUCAUUAAUGACUAAUAAGUAAUUUACAAAUGCAAUUAUACACAUGAAUAAGUUAAAACAACAUGAAUAAAAAGAUAGACUUUAAUUAAAUACUUGCCAAAUAGUGAGCCAUUUUACCCUACGUGUUAUAAAUGCUUAAUAACACGUAUUCAACAUUAGUAACCUGUGAAAAUGUACCUCAAUGUAAAGUGGAUACAUAUGAACAAUGUAUUAAGGAGUUUCCAACAUUAGAAACAUUUGUACAUAAAGUUCAGUCAUGGUUUAAUGGUCAUCAGGCUUUAUUAUAUGAUAUAUGCUGUUAAUAAGCAUGAAGAGAUGAAAAUAUUUUUGCAGAGGGCUUUAGGUAACAAGUUAAGUUGGGACAGCACUCGGGAGUAGCAACAUUCUUUUCACAUGAAAAGUGACAACACAAGUGAGUCAAGACAUUACAGUAAUCAAUAUAAACACAAAAUGACAUAAUCCUUCCUUUCUCAAUAUCUGAUCUCAAUAUAAUCUAUUCUUGCUGCAUUGUGACAUAAAACAUGAAUUAAGGUAUUUUAAGUUUUUGAUUUAAAAAAGUUUUAAUAAGUGUAUUUAUUAAGCAUAUAUAACGUAAGUUAAAAUGCUCACCAUUUGGCAAGUAUUGCACGAAAGUAGCCCCUUUUUAUUCAUGUUAUAACUGCUUAUCAGUGAUUUAAGAUGCAUUUGUAAACGGCUUAUUAGUUGUUAAUGAACCCCUUUAUAAACUCAACAAAGGGAAUGAAAAGUGUUACGAGAUCAACUCUUCUCUUUGGGAUGCCUCAUUGAAUAAAAGAUCUUGCACUGAUCCUUUCUCUACAGUGAUUUCAGAUCCAGAGAAGUGUUUGAAGCUGGGAAGAGGGAUAUCGGAUGGCAAACUGGAUUACCUACACAGAUACCUUUAGGUGCAGUCACAUUAGGCUUUGUGCUCCAUUUCCAUUUAUAUAUAUGUGAGUGCAUAGACAUGCAAAGAAGUUUUGUUUAAAGGAUCUAAACGUAACAGAUUGAUGUCUUGGCUUAAUACAAAAACAUGGGUUUCACAGUGUAACGUCAUUGUAAUGCUGAAUAUAAGUUGACACAGAUAAGAUAAGUAAGAAAUUAUCACAAUAAAAGUAGUGUGUAUUUUUAUGUUUAUGGACUGAUCCCAUUCACUUCCAUUGUAAACUCUUUCUGGAACAGAAUUUCUUUUUUUCUUUUUUUUAACAAACAAGGGACGAGUUUAAAUAGGUUUUUUUUUUUUUUUUUGGGUAAUCGGCAUUAUGCCACAAAUGCUGUUGACUAAGCUUAACUUGUAUUGAACCUGGAACAUUCCUUUAAAUGCAAUAUCACACUCUAGAAGUCUGUAUGCAUUUAUUUUUUAAACGUUUUAUUUUUGUUUUUUUUUUCAUGUAGAAGUUCUAAACAGGACCUUUCACCUACUCAAGGUGCUGUUAUUUGCAUAACAUUCAUAUACAUCUGCCCAUGAAAGCCCUGUGCUUCCCUGAAUAAUAGAGAUGAUGGAUAUUUCCAGCCGAGACAUUCAUGCAACAGUAGACAUG